Messenger RNA from Mucor velutinosus, 900 nucleotides. RefSeq names its product DEAD-box type RNA helicase (gene SEN1). The record is from RefSeq and is a predicted model, not a curated record. NCBI's taxonomy places the organism in Eukaryota, Fungi, Mucoromycota, Mucoromycetes, Mucorales, Mucoraceae. The transcript has 4 exons. The coding region runs from base 1 to 900 and encodes 299 amino acids. Gene Ontology annotation, molecular function: glucosamine-6-phosphate deaminase activity; identical protein binding. Gene Ontology annotation, biological process: D-glucosamine catabolic process; carbohydrate metabolic process; N-acetylglucosamine catabolic process. Gene Ontology annotation, cellular component: cytoplasm.
AUGAGAUUGGUUAUUCGCGACGAUUAUGAUGAGGUGACAAACUAUGUUGCCAACUACGUCAAGGAGCGUGUCAAGCAAUUCAACCCUACCGCUGAGCGUCCCUUUGUCAUUGGUCUUCCUACUGGCUCCUCUCCUGUAAGUGUAUAUAAGCUCUUGGUCGAAAUGUUCAAGGCUGGUGAAAUCAGUUUCGAGCAUGUUGUUACUUUCAACAUGGACGAAUACGUUGGCUUGCCUCGUGAUCAUCCUGAAUCCUAUCACUCUUUCAUGUGGAAGAACCUCUUUAUGCACGUCAACAUCAAGCCCGAGAACGUUCACAUUUUGGAUGGUAAUGCUCCUGAUUUGGAUGAAGAGUGUAAGAAAUUUGAGGCUGAAAUUGCCCGGGUUGGUGGCAUUGAACUCUUCUUGGGAGGUAUUGGUCCAGAUGGCCAUAUUGCUUUCAACGAACCCGGUUCUUCUCUCACCUCUCGCACUCGCGUUAAGACAUUGGCCUACGAGACCAUCAUUGCCAAUGCUCGUUUCUUUGAUGGCGAUGUCUCCAAGGUGCCCAAGCUCGCUUUGACUGUCGGUGUUGCUACUGUGAUGGACGCUCGUGAGGUGCUUGUUAUCAUCACUGGUGCACACAAGGCCAUUGCUCUGGCUAAUUGUAUUGAAGGUGGUGUGAACCACAUGUGGACCGUAUCGGCUAUUCAAAUGCAUCCUAAGGGUUUGAUCGUGUGUGAUGAGGAUGCGACCCUUGAAUUGCAUGUCAAGACUGUAAAGUACUUCAAGUCUAUUGAACACGUCCAUCAAUCCUUGAUUGGCCCUGAAAACUUGUCUCUUCAAGGUGGUGUCAAGCAACUCAGAAAGUUGACUUCCAGCUCAAGAUCCCAAACUCCCUUGAAUGGUCCUUACGACGAGUAA